CGAGCUUCCGCCUCGUCCCAGGAGCCCUUUCUAGCGUCGCGUGGCUGGAGAGCCGUAGGCCGUGAUCCGCCCUCGAAGAGGGGUCCUAGCCCCUUCCAGAGGCGGCGUGUGUCGACCUAAGGGGCCGUGGCGGCGCGGUGCAGGCCGGGAGCCUGAGCAUAGGCGGGUGCCCCGACCUCUGGGAGCAGCGGGCCCGGGGACGCGGACGCCUGCGCAGAGACGGCCGAGGGCCGCGGAGGUGCGGGCGAGCAUGCAUAAGCUUAAAUCAUCUCAGAAGGAAAAAGUCCGCCAGUUCACGGCCUGUACUCAGGCUGGUGAGAGAACUGCCAUCUACUGCCUAACGCAGAAUGAGUGGAAACUGGACGAGGCCACCGACAGCUUCUUCCAGAACCCAGAUGCGUACCACAGGGAAUCCAUGCGGAACGCAGUGGACCAGAGGAAGCUGGAGCAGCUGUAUGGCAGGUACAAAGAUCCACAAGAUGAAAACAAAAUUGGAAUUGAUGGGAUUCAGCAGUUUUGUGAUGAUUUAAACCUAGAUCCUGCCAGUAUCAGCGUUCUGGUCAUAGCAUGGAAAUUCAGGGCUGCCACUCAGUGUGAAUUUAGCAAAAAGGAAUUUCUAGAUGGUAUGACAGAGCUUGGGUGUGACAGCUCAGAAAAGCUGAAGGCUCUUCUGCCCAGACUGGAACAGGAACUUAAGGACUCUGCGAAGUUUAAAGACUUUUAUCAGUUUACCUUUAGCUUUGCUAAGAACCCCGGGCAAAAGGGUUUAGAUUUGGAAAUGGCAGUUGCCUAUUGGAAAUUAGUACUGUCUGGAAGGUUUAAAUUUUUAGAUCUUUGGAACACGUUCCUGCUAGAACAUCACAAAAGAUCAAUUCCAAGGGAUACAUGGAACCUUCUGCUAGAUUUUGGAAACAUGAUUGACGACGACAUGUCCAACUAUGACGAAGAAGGAGCCUGGCCUGUCCUCAUAGAUGACUUUGUGGAGUAUGCACGGCCAGUAGUCACAGGCAGAAAACGCCGCCCUUUCUAGGAGGACUCAGGUGCAAGGAGGUGGGAAGACAACUUGCGUCCUGCAGAGAGCUGUGUUGGUCAGGUGCCAUGUGUGUUGCUGCUUAGCAGCCAUCCUCGCCAGCCACGGGACUGAAACCUAUACUGUGCUUCAAGGCCACAGUGGCCACUGCCACUCCAGGAGAAGCUCCUCAGAGGACAGCUACUCGGGCGGGUGAAGAUGUGUCGUCAGCACUGCUGCUUAAGGAGAUGCCCAUGCCCUAAACUCACAAAGCAACCAGUACUGUUUGAGAACUGCAGAGCACGUUGUUCGGCUCGUGACAUAGGUGGACACCAGCAGUUACGCACUGCGGAGUCACCCCAGAGUUAGCUGUUAAGAGGCAGUGCAGGUGCCCUGGGCAGAUCGGUGUUUCCAUGUAAGUCAGAGCUACAGAAUGUGCCCUAACGGAGGUGCCCGUGCUGGAGUCUGAUGUUUUUUAAUCUUGGUGCCAGAAAUUCAAGAUUUAUAUUUUUGAAUUAUCAGAUAUCUAGAUUUACUAUAUCUAUUUUUGUUUUCAUGUUCUUUAGAUGUUUAUCUGAAAAUCAUUUUGCACUUUUGAGAUGCUGUUAGUUUGUACCGCAGUGAGGCAUCAGGUGUGAUUUCAGCAGAGUUUUAUUUUAAGCUGUUUACAGGCCAGGGGCCUAUUUUACUUCUAAUGCUGUUAUUUGAACUUCCUGAGAAGUUUCAUGUUUGUAAUAUAUUCUAUUAUAUUUAAAAAGACAUUUUUCCAUGAAAAAUAUUUCUUUUUGAGUGGUUAAUUACAGGUUUAAACAUCAAGUGCACUGGUUCCCUCCCCUUUUCUGUGAUACGUUCAGCUCCCCAAGGCCAGACCUUCAGACCCUAAGCACAGAGGAGGCAAGAAUGACAUGCUGUUCUCCAGAGCAGCACCCAAGUCCUCCGUCUCAGGCAGUGCUGCCGCCUGUUUAGGCCUGAGUUAGCGUCUGCUGCUCGGUGUCCGGCCAGCCGAGGAUCUACUCUCGCACGCUGGCAUGGAGAACCCGGUGCCGUCUGCUCUUCCGGUGUCGUGCUUUGAGUGGCACUGUGCUGCCCCUGCCUCACAUUUGCCAAGACUGCAUCACAAGUGUGCCUUGCUACCCACCUGUGACAGCCGUGGAGCAGCUAGGCUGGGCUUGUUCCAGGCAGGGUCUCUGGUGUCCUUCACCCGGAAGCAGCUCCUCGCAGCCUGGGAUUGUGGGUCCUGCCACCUACGAGCAGUCAGUGCUUUUGCGAGGCACCCUCCCAAGGACAGCGGGGGUGCAGGGCUGGCAGGGACCUGCGGCCGAGACGCCUCCAUGUCCAGCCCUCUCUGUGCAUGACGGUCUGACAGGGACAAGAGCAGGCCGAGUCGUGUGACCUUCCUCGGGUCUCUGGCCAUGUCUGUAAAAGGGAAAGCUGGGUGUGUCCUCCUUCAGAACUGUGACUCAGAGAGUAUGUAUUUCGCGUAGCAAAAACCUAAGAAACAUGGAAGCAUCCUGGGCUUUGCAGAUUCUCAAUGAGUAAUCAUUCUGUUCAGAGACGUUUAUAGAAUUCAAAUAACUAUAAAAUAUGGGAGUCAGCAAUACUUUUUAAGAUUUAAAAUUCUGUGGGGUUGUCAAUAGAUACCAAAUUAUUAAUUGGAAAAAGGCUCUUCAAAAAAUUGUUCUUUUUCUGUUUAGAGUUGUGCAUGCUACACAAAUGUUAAGAACUUCAGGAACACCAAAAUAAAUUAUUUUCUGUGG
Molecule: messenger RNA, 2766 nt
Organism: Heterocephalus glaber (naked mole-rat)
Lineage: Eukaryota; Metazoa; Chordata; Mammalia; Rodentia; Bathyergidae
Gene: Dcun1d2
Product: defective in cullin neddylation 1 domain containing 2
Biological process (GO): protein neddylation
Cellular component (GO): ubiquitin ligase complex
Molecular function (GO): ubiquitin-like protein binding; cullin family protein binding; ubiquitin conjugating enzyme binding
Source: RefSeq, a predicted model, not a curated record